Messenger RNA from Cylindrotheca closterium, 552 nucleotides. The record is from the annotation of a GenBank genome assembly. NCBI's taxonomy places the organism in Eukaryota, Bacillariophyta, Bacillariophyceae, Bacillariales, Bacillariaceae.
AUGAAGCCUAAGUACUGGUUCAACUUUGAUUACCAAGAAGAUACCAAGACCAUUGGUGGCUUCCCAUUGAGAAUCACCGAGGGAUAUGGCGCCAACCGCAAGCACGGAUUUGAAAUUGACUUGACCUCCAAGUACCCUGGUGUCAAGAUUAUGAUUGGAACCAUGAAGGAAUUCGUUAAGAUUGAAUUCAUUGGUGCCUCUGUCGAAGCCUUUGGCAGCGCCGUUGGUAUGUUGGGAGACUUCGAAACUGGAAAGACCUUUGCCCGUGAUGGAGCUACUGUGUUGGAUGAUUUCAACGACUUUGGAAACGAAUGGCAAAUCCAACCAUCGGACAACAUGUUGUUCCAUGACAUUUCGAAUCCUCAGUUCCCCAAGCGUUGCGUUCUUCCUGAAGAUCCUCAAGGACAACGUCGCCGCCUUUUGACCGAGGCCUCCGUCAGUAUUGAAGAUGCCGAAAAAGCAUGCGCCAGUCUGACCGAUGCCAUCGACCGCAAGGAUUGUGUUUAUGAUAUCAUUGCCACUCAAGACAUGGACAUGGCCGGUGCCUAUUAG